AUGCCUUCGGACAUCCAUGUAGUCGUCCGCUUCCAUGAUCAAUCCGUGUUUGCGGGCGAGCAGCUCCGAUGCACCAUCACCUUCAGAAAUGUCGCGACCUCGUCCGAGCCGCUCACGCCCUCGUUCCAGAGCCUGCGAAGGCAGAGGCGCGAGAGCAUCAGCCAGCUUGCCGCCUCUCAGUCAGCGAAGCCCAGCACUGUGUUGCGAUUGAGUCAGAAUGGGCAAAACGGUGGUCGAUCGACCAGCCACGAGCACGCUGCUGCUGACCACGCUGGCCGGCAGAUGCCAUUGGGAUCGUUGUACACGGACAACAAUUCCGCCAAUGUACAGAGGCCAACCCACAAGCAACAGAGAUCCGUGUCCAUCAUCUCGUUGACAUCUCCGACAAUCGCGGGUGAUCUCGAACACGGCGCGUCUGGGGGCUGGACCAAGCCCAAAAAGCCGAGUCAUUCGCGCUCCUCGACGGUACAGAUUCAUCAUGCUCAUCCAGAUAUAGCUUCCCAAAGAAGAACUAGUCAACAAUACCACCGGGAUUCCCCGACCAGUCUUCAGCUACCGCCCAGAGGUGGUCGUCGUAGUCCCUUGUCGGCAGCGGCAGCUGGGAGUCGCGAUUCAUCGUCCGAAUUCAAAUCCGUUCCACCUCCACAAGGCGCUAGAAACCAGCACUCGGACAACGAGCCCAAUGACAUGCAAGUUCCAAGCCCUAUCGAUUCCGGCGAGGCUGCUAGACCUCCGGGGGCGGGGGUUGGGCCCGACCUUUCCAGCGAAAGGAGCAGUGGCGAUUUCUACUCGCUCAGCAACCACUCCCAAGAAACGCUCAUGUCGGAGCAACCUUCGAUCAUGUCAGACCACCACCGGCCCCCUUGGAUCAACUCUAUGGCCAUGCCUCGGCGACCGCCGCUGAGGCCGGCGCAUCAGCCGCAAGCCGUGAACCUUCUGAUGGGGUACGCCCAGUUGAGCGCCACCUUCACGUUGGACGCCUCGCUGAUCGACCAGUCGCACUUUGAAGAAGUGAAAAGCAAAGGCUUUCUGGGCGGCCAAGCGGGCGGUGGCGUGGUCGGAGUCAAGAAGCCGCGGCCCAACAGCGGCUUCUUGGGGCACUUUAACCUCAACGCCCUGGGCGUCGGGUCCUUGAACAGCCUGAUGGGGGGCGAAGACAUGAGCAGCGUCAAGGAAAUGCACGCCGUGACCAACUCGCGCGCCAUCCCCAUCCUCUCUACGCCGCAGUCGCUGCUGUUCGUCGACAUGCACCUCGAGCCUGGCGAGGAGCAGACCUACUCUUACAGCUACCCCUUGCCUCGAGGCUUACCUUCCAGCCACCAGGGGAAGGCUAUCAAGAUCGGAUAUAAUCUGACGGUAGGCGUUCAGGGCGUACCCGGGAGCCGGGACGUGCACACGGUACGGCAAGUCAAUAUUCCAAUCCGUGUCUUCCCCGGAGUCAGUCACGACGGCGAGAUCUACGGCCAUGAUCUGAUGCAACCUCAUGUCAUUCUGCGCGAUCUCGCUCGUACAAAGUCUAUAUCUACCCCGCAGGACCAGGAAGAAGCAGCCACCCCGACCACCCAGUCGGCCGAGACUUCCAGCGUGGAGUUCCUCCAGUUCGUGGACACGCUUCUUGACCACAAUCGCCGCCGGCAGUCGAGCUCGGGAACGAUGGAGGCAUUUCUGAACACCCAAGAUGCGGUGGGCGGCCGCGGAAAGGCUCUUCAGGCCAUUGACCGCGCAAUCCUCUUCAGCAACUCCCUGUCGGACAGUGAGUCGAGCCCGAACCGUUUCGAGAUUGCGCGGAACGGUUCACGAGUCGCGGUCAUCGUCAUCGACCGACCUCUACAUCGACUGGGCGAGACAGUCACAGCCGUCGUCGACUUCUCCGACGGCCAAGUCCCCUGUGCUUCGCUCAAAUCGACGCUCGAGACAUCCGAGAAAGUCGCUCCCUCGCUCGCAGUCAGAUCCGUCCACACGAUCAACCGCAUCACACGGAAAGUGUAUGCCGCACGCUCCGAGAACAUCCUUUUCGCCAAACGGGCUACAUUUGCACCUAGUAUCCCCGCAUCCGCAACGCCCACGUUUGUUACCUCGGGAGUCAAUCUUGACUGGAGUCUUCGUUUCGAGUUCGGCACCAUCAAGCCGGUUGAAAACGACGAGGGCGAGUUCAAAGUUAUGACGGAUCUGCUCGAGGAAGUGGUCAAUGACGAGCGAGGCACAGUGAAUGUUGCCGCGGAAAAUCUUGAAUGCGACACCUUUGAGGUGGUGAUACCCAUCACUGUGUAUGGCGAUCUGGUUCCCGAUGGCAAGGAAGGCGACGAGAUCGUCGGUAUCCCAGUUUAA
Messenger RNA from Fonsecaea multimorphosa CBS 102226, 2328 nucleotides. RefSeq lists its product as uncharacterized. The coding region runs from base 1 to 2328 and encodes 775 amino acids. Gene Ontology annotation, cellular component: Ric1-Rgp1 guanyl-nucleotide exchange factor complex; Golgi membrane. Gene Ontology annotation, biological process: retrograde transport, endosome to Golgi. NCBI's taxonomy places the organism in Eukaryota, Fungi, Ascomycota, Eurotiomycetes, Chaetothyriales, Herpotrichiellaceae. The transcript is spliced from 2 exons. The record is from RefSeq and is a predicted model, not a curated record.